AUGAGUCAACGACCAAGACGUCGCCUUCCUGAAAACUACAUGGUUAUUUGGGUUGAUGGAAAUAUGAAUAUGACCAAUAAAGAUUGCCAAAAUACAAUGGAGCAAUUGCGUGGUGUCGUCAACCAAGUCAACCUAUGUACAACGGCUGAAGAAUGUAUUCAACAGCUGAAUGAAAAUCCUGAAGAGAUAUCAUUUGUUAUCUCCUCAGGUGCACUUGGACAACAUCUGGUCGAUCUUAAACUUACGUCGGACAAUGAUCCACAACUUCGAAAAUUAACUGACUAUGUUCGAGAAGAGGUUGACGAUGUCGGUUGGUAUCGAAUGGGUCAAUUGUUACUCAAAAUAGGUCAAUUCGACAAGGCCGAAGAACUGUAUAUGGCACUACUACAACAGAUAUCGGAUGAUAGUGAUAGAGCAUCCAUCUAUAACCAGCUCAGAUUGGUGAAAACUAACCAAGGAAAAUAUGAAGAAGCCGCUUCAUUUUACAAAAAAGCAGUCGAAAUCGCAGAACAAAAUCCAUUAAAAAGCGAUAUCUAUCUGAGCACUGGCUACAACAACAUCGGCAAAGUGUAUAAUAACAUGGGUGACUACUCGAAAGCACUUGAAUUUUACCAAAAAUCACUUAAAAUAAGAGAAAAAGCUCUGCCUUCGAAUCAUCCCUCAUUGGCUGCUUCGUACAACAACAUCGGUCAAGUGUACAGCGACAUGGGUGACUACUCGAAAGCACUUGAAUUUUACGAAAAAUCACUUGAAAUAAGAGAAAAAGCUCUGCCUUCGAAUCAUCCCUCUUUGGCUGGAAGUCAUUUGAGUUUUGCAGCAUGUUACGAAAAAAUGGGUGAUUACACAACAGCUCUUAAGGCCCUUAAAAAUGCUUAUCAAAUUCAGCAAAAAGCUUUUGAAGAAGAUAAUUCAGCUUUUGCUUUAACAUACUCCUUGUUUGGAAGAGUUUAUUGCCGUUUGAAAGAUUACCCAAAAGCACUUGAGAAUUUCGAAAAAUGUUUCUCAAUACGUCAAAAAGCUUUAUCUGAAAAUCAUCCGUAUCUAGCUAUGGCAUAUAGUAAUAUUGGUGAUGUUCAUCGAUUAAUGGAAAAUGUUCAAUGUAAUCCUUUGGAUUGUUCAUUAACAUAUAUAAAUUUAGGUGAAACAUAUCGAAAAAUGAAAGAUUAUACAACAGCAUUGAUAUAUUUUGAAAAAGGAUUAGAAAUACGUGAGAAGAAAUUAUCAAAAAAUCAUCCUGAUUUAGCUAUUGUAUAUCACAAUUUGUCAAAACUAUAUUUAUCUACUCAAGAAUAUAGUAUGGCAAUGAAAAAUAUUCAACAAGCGAUAGAAAUUGCUCAAGAAAAAUUACCUUCAACUCACCCACAUCUCGUCGAAUAUAAAGAAACAUUUGAAAAUAUUCGAAAGAAAAUGUAA
Molecule: messenger RNA, 1413 nt
Organism: Rotaria sp. Silwood1
Lineage: Eukaryota; Metazoa; Rotifera; Eurotatoria; Philodinida; Philodinidae
Source: the annotation of a GenBank genome assembly